Vanessa atalanta (red admiral) is the source of this 1512-nucleotide messenger RNA. It is a transcript of the gene IFT57, whose product is annotated as intraflagellar transport protein 57 homolog. The coding region runs from base 321 to 1451 and encodes 376 amino acids. The record is from RefSeq and is a predicted model, not a curated record. Lineage: Eukaryota; Metazoa; Arthropoda; Insecta; Lepidoptera; Nymphalidae. Gene Ontology annotation, biological process: non-motile cilium assembly; intraciliary transport. Gene Ontology annotation, cellular component: cilium; intraciliary transport particle B; centrosome. The transcript has a single exon.
UCUUUAUAUACUUUUUGUCGAUUUACCUUAUAUGCAGUUUUGACAUAUUCAUUAAAUAGAGCAUUAAGCUAUUAAUUUUCAUACCAAACUAAGGUUGAGUAAGACAAAUUAGUAAGGAAAGUAAACAGAACGGCCGUUUAAAUAAAGGAUUCUGUGACCCGAAGUUGAUUCAAAGCGGAAAAGUCUGUAUACAUUUUGUUGCCAUAGUGACGAUUAAUAAACAAAAUUAUGGCUUCGCUCAAACUGUAACGUUUGAUAAACAGUUAACAUUCAAGAGAGAAAUCUGCUAAUACUCACGCGAAAGGUGUUUAUUUUGAAUUAUGGAUUUUAAUAUUAUGGAUAAAUUACGUAUCCUGAAAAUCGAUACGGAAUUACGACCGCAAAUCAAAAUGAAGCCAAUGAGUCGGUAUUAUUUUAUUACUUCGACGAAUCCUGGAGAACAAUUCUUUGUAUUUGCUUCGACAGCCGCGUGGCUUAUAAGAAAAACUGGUAAAGACUUCGAACAGCCUAACGAAGAAGACGAUCCAAACUCGACUAUAGCAUCCAUUCUUGAAAUUUUACGCGAAAAAGAUAUUGCAGUUGACUUUUCAUCUCACAAGCUUAAACAAGGUUACGGUGAUCAAGUUUGCUAUAUUCUAAAUGCAUUGGCUGACGAGGCCAUGAAAGUAGAGAAAUUUGAAUGGGAGAAACCUAUUGUUAAUAUCCCUGACACAGAAGAAUCGGCAGAUGACGUGGAUCAAGUUGAAGACGAAACUGAAAUUAUUUUAGAUAAAAUAGAAGAAGAAAUGGGUAUUUAUUCGGACGAAUCAGAAGGCGAGGAUUACGGUAAUACAGAGGAAAAAGAACAAAAUAAUGUUACCAACAAAGUUCACGAUUGGGAAGCCUGGAAAUUAGAAUUAGAAAGAGUUGCUCCAGCGUUAAGGCUAAAGAUUUCAGCCGAUGGUCGUGAUUGGCGAGCUAGACAUGCUCAGAUGAGGUCUUAUCGAGAUGAGCUAUUCGAUAGAUUUAAAAUAACAGGUACGCAAUUAAAUAAACUUCACAGUAACAUUAGUUCUGUAAUGGAUAAAAUAACAGCAAGAGAGAACAUUUUAAAUGAGCAAUUCGAACCAAUAGUGAGAGAGUAUGGUACGCUUUUGGACGAAUUGAAUAAAGUAACCAAUGAAUACAAGGAAGCCAGUGUUGGCGUGACAGAGAGACAGGAAACUCUAAACGAGCUGACAGCUAAAGUAGAAAACAUAAAACAGAGGACGGAAUCGAAGGGAUCGUCGAUGAAUGACAACUCGCCAUUAUUAACCGCUAAGAAGGCUGUCGAAACUUUAAAAAAGGAUAUUCAGGAAUUAGAUUUCCAGAUUAUUAUUUUGCUCUGGCUGCUUAUAUCAAAAGAAAAUCCCAAAAGUAACAAUUACUUAGGAAGCGCUGAAUCAAGAAUGGUCAGUGCUGAAGCUUAUUAAAUAGAACAUCUAAUGUAUAGCUAGUUUUAUAUUUAAUAAAAUUGUCGAUUUCGAAUAAAUA